This is a messenger RNA of Piliocolobus tephrosceles (Ugandan red Colobus), 1527 nucleotides long. It is a transcript of the gene C6H14orf180, whose product is annotated as chromosome 6 C14orf180 homolog. Lineage: Eukaryota; Metazoa; Chordata; Mammalia; Primates; Cercopithecidae. The record is from RefSeq and is a predicted model, not a curated record. The transcript has 5 exons. Bases 1 to 483 code for a protein of 160 amino acids. Gene Ontology annotation, cellular component: plasma membrane.
AUGAAGACUGCAGCAGGAGCCUUGAGCCCUGACUCCCGGCCAGAGACACGACAUCAGACCAGAAAGAAUGAGGAGGCCGCGUGGGGCCCACGGGCGUGCAGGGCAGAGAGGGAAGACAACAAGAAGUGCCCCCCCUCCAUCCUGAAAAGGAGCCGGCCGGAGCAUCACUGCCCAGAGGCCGAGCCCCAGAGGACCUCGAGGCAUGUGCGGUUCCGAGAACCCCCGGCGGUGACCGUCCACUACAUUGCUGACAGGAACACCACGGCCACUGUCAGGGUGCCCGGCAGGCCCAGGCCACACAGCGGCUCCCUGCUCCUGCGGCUGUGCGUGUGCGUCCUUCUCGUGCUGGCCCUGGGCCUGUACUGCGGCCGGGCCAAGCCCGUGGCAACGGCACUGGAGGACCUGCGGGCCCGGCUCCUCAGCCUUGUCCUGCACCUGCAGCACGCGGCCCUCACCUGCUGGCACGGCCUCCUGCGGCUCUGAUGGGCAGGACGGGCAGGGCUUCCCGGAGAGCUCAAGCACUCCGGGGGCUCUGAGACAGCCUGAGCCCUGGCCCUGCUGCUUGGUGAAUCAUGAGGGCCAAGAAGGGCUGCUGCCUGGGGGCCGACUGGGAAAAGUGGGACCCCACGGCGUGAGACUGGACAUGGGGGGCACAGCGGGCGGCCCUGCCACACCAGUCAGCACAGCCCUCCUGUCUCCUGUGUUGGGUCCAUGUGAGAUUUUAUUAGAAAGAGGAUUCGACUGCUAACACUUGGGGCUCCCUAGGCUCACCCAAAGACCUUCCCUUGUCCCAGCGGGAACUCCUGCUGCUGCUAGGACCCGGCCCAGCCAUUGCCGUGUGCACCCGCUUGAGGAGGGGGCACUGCCUGUGUUCGAGGGGCUGCUCGGAGGAGGCAAACCCAGCCUUUUGCAAUUAGGGCCUGUGGAGAACCCAGACCUCGAAACCCCACAGGAAGGGUUUGGUUGUCAAGGUGGGUCCCUCUGAUGUGAGGUGCCAUCCUCUGAGCCCAGGUCUGACCCCCUACUCAGUCCCAUGAGUCUGGGGAGGCCCCGGGGGGGACCCCUCAUCGGGGGCAGCUUCAGGUGUAGAAGCCGAGGGGACAGCAAGGGGCCCAGACACCCCCGGCCUUCAGAACAGCCAUCUGUGCCCAGCUCUGCGGGCCGGGGGCACCCAGCUGAGCCCAGGGCCAGCCAGUGCCACCCACCAGCUGGGGCCUGUAGGUCCCGGAGAUCGUCUGUGGUUGUGGCUUUGUCAACAGAUUGCAGAGCUGAAGGGAGCCCUGUGGGUGACGUACACUAGGGGCCCCUCCAGACCCUACGUCGGGGGAGGGCCGAACAAAGCAGGGAGGCCCACGGUUAGGGACCAGGCAGAACUGCCCGGGAGAGACACAGGGACAAUCAGACCAGUGUCCUCGAGGCUAGCCUGAGAGGGAAGGGCACGGCUGACGACCUGCCUGGUGGUUCCUCUCUGUCCCACCACUUAACUGGGAGACACUGCUCUAUUAAAACACACGGUGGCUUCCUUCA